Messenger RNA from Hydra vulgaris (swiftwater hydra), 2128 nucleotides. RefSeq names its product protein F37C4.5. NCBI's taxonomy places the organism in Eukaryota, Metazoa, Cnidaria, Hydrozoa, Anthoathecata, Hydridae. The record is from RefSeq and is a predicted model, not a curated record.
UAAACGUUUAUUUGCGCAAUUAGACGUGUUAAUUUUCAGCCGCAAAAAAUCUUUUUUAAAAUAAUAAAUUACUUUAUAAAGCAUACUUUGAAUAAGAGAAUAUCAGUGAAUAUAAAAUAAUAAUAAGAGUGCAAUAAAUAAUGACAGAGGAAUUGAAGUAACAAAGUUAAUUUGACUAUUAUUAUUCAAUAAUAAGUUAUUGGACUUUUUUUUCAAAAAUUAAAAAAUAAUAGUCAUUAUGAAUCAAGAAAAAUUGUUAGUUCAAAGUAUAUCAACAAAAGAUAAUGAAGAUUCUAUUCAGAUAGACAUAAGUGACAAACCAAAAGUAAGUCAUUCAAAAUCAACAGUACACGAAUUAUUUGCUAAGCAGUGCCCAACUCUGAAUGUGACAGUGUUUAAAGAUAGGGCUGAAGUCAAUCGUGUUGUAAAAGUUGAUGUAGAAGAGGGUGAUACAGAGGUUUUAAUUAGACAAUUACCUUCAAUUAUUCAAAAAGAUUCAAUAAGGGUAACUUGCUAUACUGAAAGUGUAACAAUAGUAGAGGUUGCUUUCCAAAUUAAAUCAGUUGUUGAAAACAGUAGUAAUGAAGAUGAAGAGAAUUUAAAAGUUGAAUCUGAAUCUGAUAAGAUUUUAAAAAGAUUAAAAAUUUUAAAAAAGGAAAAAACUGUUUUACUUGAAAAAUUGAAAAGAAAUGAAAAAGAAGCUUCUAUUCUGGAUAGUUACGCAAAUUGUAUAACUGAGAAAAAAGAAGACAAAGUGGGGGAAAUAUUGGAUAAAAAAAGUAUUGAAAGUAUGCUGCACUUUCUUUCUAUUUAUAAAGAUCGAAGCGAAAAAAUAACUGACUUAACAAUCUCAUUGAAUGAAAAUCUUGAAUCAAUUAACAAAGAAAUUGAUGUUCUUACUGAUAACCUCAAUAGAUUACAACCACCCAAAAAAGAAUACAAAGAAGAAAGUUGCAUAUCUAUCUUACUUAAUGUUAAAAAAAACACAAAUGCUAGUCUUGUUGUUUCGUAUGUUGUCCACCCAUUAGCUAGCUGGACUCCCUUUUAUGAUAUCAGAGCAUUCAGUGCAGACGAUUCAUUACAGAUUUUAUAUUUCGCAAAUGUUUGUCAAUCUACUGGUGAAGACUGGAAUGAUUGCAAAAUAACUCUUAGCACUGCUUUGCCAAGUGUUGGUGGUAGUCCUCCUGAAUUGCUACCAUAUAACUUAGACCUUGAAGAGCCUGUUAAAAUAGCAAGACGCUCUGUUAGUAAAACCAGUUUCAGAACAUCAUUUUUGAAAAAAUCACAUCUGGAAAAUAUUGAGCAGGAUCGAAUACUGGAUUGUGCUCCACAAACUUGUGCUCUAAUGCUUAUGGAUUCUCCUAUGUCGAUGCCAGUAGCAAAGGCUUUAGAUGGAAUGACAAGCACAAGUUUUGAAAUCACACGUCUAACAUCUAUACCAUCAGAUUACAAUGAUCAUAAAGUAUCAAUCUGUCAGUUAAAUUUUUCUCCUAAAUUUGAAUACAUGGCAACACCAAAGUCUGUUGCACAUGCUUUUUUAAAUGUUAAAGCAAACAAUGACAGUGCAUAUCCGUUAUUGAGUGGAUAUGCUAAUGUAUUCUUAGAUAAUAACUUUCUGACACGGACGUGUUUACCUGCUGUGAGUCCAAUGGAAGAUUUUGAAAUUGCUUUGGGAGUGGAUCCUGCUGUAAAAGUUACUUAUAAGCCAUUGCGCAAGUUUCAGCAAACAAGUGGAAUUCUUUCUAAAACUCAAGUGUAUGAUUUCCAUCAACAGAUAGAAAUCAAAAAUACAAAGCGAGAUGCUAUUAAGAUAAAAGUCACUGAUCAAUGCCCUAAAAGUACUAAUGAAAAAAUUAAGGUUACGCUAAAAGAACCUGAUAUUAAAAUACCAAAAUCUACUUCGACCAGUGAACCGCCACUGAUCACUCACGAUAAUGUGACGCUACAUACAUCUGACUACAAACUUGAAUGGAUACUUGAAAUUGCUUCAAAUGAAACCAAGACAAUUAAUUUACGAUAUGAGGUAGAACAUCCUGUUGAUUCAAUAGUGAAAGGACUAAGUUUAUAGAUUACUUAGAUUUUUCAACAAUACAUUAAAAAAAUUAUUUAUAAUCUGUCAAUAAAACAA